AUGAAUCUCCUCAACAUGGAUGCGGAGAACCGCGUCGUUCUCAACGUGGGCGGCAUCAGGCACGAGACGUACAAGGCUACGUUGAAGAAGAUCCCGGCGACGCGAUUGUCCCGCCUGACGGAAGCACUCGCCAACUAUGAUCCCGUGCUCAACGAAUACUUCUUCGACAGGCAUCCAGGCGUCUUUGCGCAGGUCCUUAACUAUUACAGAACGGGGAAACUACACUACCCGACGGAUGUCUGCGGACCGCUGUUUGAGGAAGAACUCGAGUUCUGGGGACUUGACGCGAACCAGGUGGAGCCUUGCUGCUGGAUGACGUACACACAGCAUCGGGAUACCCAAGAGACCUUAGCAGUCCUAGAUCGUCUAGAUCUGGACACGGAGAAGCCGUCUGAUGAAGAAGUUGCGCGCAAGUUUGGUUUUGAAGAAGACUACUACAAUGGUACCGUAUCCUGGUGGCAACAGCUCAAACCUCAAAUGUGGUCUCUCUUUGACGAGCCAUAUAGUUCUAAUGCUGCAAAGAUAAUCGGGGUGAUAUCGGUGUUUUUUAUUUGCGUGUCGAUAAUAUCGUUCUGUCUGAAAACGCACCCGGACAUGAGAGUGCCUGUGAUCAGGAACUAUACAGUGACAACCGCGAAUCAGUCCCAAAGUUGGGCGUUGGACAAAGUGCAAACAAACGCCCACAUAGCGUUUUUUUAUAUCGAGUGUGUGUGCAACGCGUGGUUCACCCUCGAAAUCCUCGUUAGGUUUAUAUCUUCACCCAAUAAGUGCGAGUUUGUCAAAUCGUCCGUCAACAUCAUCGACUACAUCGCAACUAUGAGCUUUUACAUCGAUUUAAUCCUCCAAAAAUACGCGUCUCACGUGGAGAAUGCAGAUAUUCUAGAGUUCUUCUCCAUCAUACGUAUCAUGAGAUUAUUUAAGUUGACCAGACAUUCGUCAGGUCUUAAGAUCCUUAUUCAAACAUUCAGAGCAUCGGCUAAGGAAUUGACGCUCCUAGUAUUUUUCUUGGUGCUCGGUAUUGUAAUAUUUGCGAGUCUCGUGUAUUACGCAGAGAGGAUACAGACAAAUCCACACAACGACUUUAACAGCAUUCCGCUGGGAUUGUGGUGGGCGCUCGUCACCAUGACUACUGUAGGGUACGGUGAUAUGGCCCCGAAAACCUACGUUGGUAUGUUCGUCGGUGCACUUUGUGCUCUAGCUGGUGUGCUGACGAUAGCUCUUCCCGUUCCUGUCAUUGUAUCAAACUUCGCCAUGUAUUACUCACACACGCAGGCUCGAGCGAAGUUACCUAAGAAGAGGCGAAGAGUAAUAAACGUGGAACCAACGAGACCUCCACUCCGUGCACCAGGAGUACCAGGCGCCCCAGCGGGACCUCUCGCACCAGGUAUGGGACAGCAAGCCGUGAACAGAAGAAUGAAUGCCAUAAAAACAAACCAUCCAAAAGAUAUUAUGGGACCUAAUAUGGUCGCAAGCUUGAUGCCGGGAAUGGAUCUGACAGUAGCGACCCGUCUUUCCCCAAGUCCACGAGACAUGAGCCCAGCCCUCGCUAUAGCACUACCAAUGAUGAAGUCAGUUAACUUAGUCCCGGCACAAUGCUUCGAUAACAUGGCAUACCACAUAGAAAAAACAGAAGAAAACAAAGAAGACAGCAAAUCUAAACGUGAUUCAAUCGAAAGUGAUAAUACAGUCAAGGCUAAUAAUUUCAACAAUGAUUACGCAGAUAAAAUUGAAGAAAAGACAGACGCAAGAACACCGCUCCUCAGAGGUCACAAAAUUGAAUCACUGGAUGAAACAAAACUACGAGAUAACAAAAUUGAAAAACGAAAAUCAUCAGCAUCUACAUAACAGAUAAUAUAAAUUGUUAC
Melitaea cinxia (Glanville fritillary) is the source of this 1865-nucleotide messenger RNA. RefSeq names its product potassium voltage-gated channel protein Shaw (gene Shaw). Bases 1 to 1845 code for a protein of 614 amino acids. Gene Ontology annotation, cellular component: neuronal cell body membrane; dendrite membrane; axon. The record is from RefSeq and is a predicted model, not a curated record. Gene Ontology annotation, biological process: potassium ion transmembrane transport; protein homooligomerization. Lineage: Eukaryota; Metazoa; Arthropoda; Insecta; Lepidoptera; Nymphalidae. Gene Ontology annotation, molecular function: protein binding; delayed rectifier potassium channel activity. The transcript is spliced from 7 exons.